AUGUGCCCACAGUCUAUUAACAUUUCAAAACAAUUUCGGAAUAAAGAACGAAACCGUGUGAUGGAAAUGUAUACAUCAGUGCCGAAAGAAUAUCAGGAACCGGAACCAGAUUAUCCGUUAAGCGAUUCUGACCUCAUCAGCUACGGCAUCAGUCAACAAGUACCAGUGCUAAGAAUUUUUGAAACUGACGAUUUACCACUACAUCGCGGAGAUUUCACAUCACAGCACGCAAUUAUGGUACGAUCAAGGCAGUUGUCUGAAAUAGCGGGCCUAAUCGACGAAUCAGUCUCCGAUCAACCAACACUGAAACGUUUCUCACGACACAAUCAAUCGAUGCAUUUCCAAUCGUCCUCGCAUAUGUGUCACUUGGAACCUGGUUCUUCUCAACAACAGCAACCGCAUACGUGUUCCAAAUUUAGCUGUCGACUGAAAACGGGAUUCUUUAGUGGAAAUUGGACAUUGCGUGGUAAAAAGGAGCUGAAAAUGCGCCCAUCUGUGCAUGACAUAACUGUUGUACAGACUGGAAAGUCGUCAUCGAAUUUAACAGAAGAAUCGCCGUUGAUAUUGGGUAGUUCGACCAGAUCAAGCUUUCAACUGUCACUUCAACAUCACUUUCAAUAUCAUCAGUGCUAUUCUGUGAACAGUCCUGAACCCUCUGAUUAUAUUCAUAGUAACCAUCCCGCCUCGAUAAAUGACCACCGUAUAUCGCCAGUAUCUCCUCAUCUCAGAAACUUCACAUCAAACAAGUUUUAUGUUGAUUCGGACAGGGAAUCAAGACGAGCACUAGCGGAAACAAUUCACACCACAAAAACCCCACCACAACUUUCCCCUGUUCCCGAAAAUUUUGCUCAGCUUUCGACAAGAAAUCCCUCCAUAGCAACUGGGCAAUCUGGCCUUAUCGUUCCAGUUGAACUUACGACUUCCAACGGCGUUGAUGAAGAACAGGAAGGAAGUGUAAUGUUUAUCAGUAAGGCGUAG
Loa loa (African eye worm) is the source of this 978-nucleotide messenger RNA. RefSeq lists its product as hypothetical. Bases 1 to 978 code for a protein of 325 amino acids. The transcript is spliced from 7 exons. The record is from RefSeq and is a predicted model, not a curated record. Lineage: Eukaryota; Metazoa; Nematoda; Chromadorea; Rhabditida; Onchocercidae.